AUGAAAUUCUCUACCGUCGCUAUCGGUGCUUCGGUCCUGGCCAGCGCUGCUCUCGCAUCCCCUCUUUCCAAGCGCUCCGUCCGCCAAUCAACCCCGGCCAAAAAGCUCGUCACCGAUGUCGAAGCCCAGACCGUCAGCUCUAGCAACUGGGCCGGUGCCGUACUACAAAGCGGCACUGUUUCCUCUGUAACCGGAACAUUCACCGUCCCAACGCCCCAGGCCCCCGACGGAGGUGACCCCAACACCAACUACUGUGCGGCCAUCUGGGUCGGUAUCGACGGUAGCAGCUGCCAGAGCGCUAUCCUGCAAACCGGCGUCAACGUCUGCAUCCAGAACGGCGUUCCCAGCUACGGCGCCUGGUACGAGUGGUUCCCGCAGGCCAUGAUCGGCUGGGACUCCAGCACGCUUUCUAUCAACGCGGGUGACCAGAUCCGGGCAACGGUGUCGGCCACCGCUGACAACGCCGGCACCGCUACCGUGGAGAACCUGUCGAACGGGCAGACCGGCACCUACACGUGGAACGGAGAUGUGCAGGGGGACCUCUGCAUGGCCGAGGGAGAGUGGAUUGUGGAGGACUUUAGCUCGGGCGGGCCUGUGCCUUUUGCGAACUUUGGAUCUGUGACUUUCUCGGAUGCUUCGGCCACGGUGAAUGGCGCUGCUGUGGGUCCUGACAAUGCGGAUAUCUGGGACAUGGAUGCCAACGGUCAGGAGCUGGCCACUGCCUAUAUCAGCAAUGGUCAGGUCAUUGUCAACUAUGGUUAA
This is a messenger RNA of Penicillium chermesinum, 762 nucleotides long. Its product is annotated as A4/G1 family peptidase. The record is from RefSeq and is a predicted model, not a curated record. The coding region runs from base 1 to 762 and encodes 253 amino acids. Lineage: Eukaryota; Fungi; Ascomycota; Eurotiomycetes; Eurotiales; Aspergillaceae. Gene Ontology annotation, molecular function: glutamic-type endopeptidase activity. Gene Ontology annotation, biological process: proteolysis. The transcript has a single exon.